AUGCGACAGAUAAACCUAUUCCGAGGCUGGCCGAACCCGUCCCUCCACCCCCUCCCCGCCCUAACCACAGCCACAUCCACCAUCCUCUCCAACCCGCUCCUCUCCGCCCCGGCCCUCAGCUACGGGCCCAAUGAAGGCGAUGCCUCCCUUCGCGCGGAGAUCGCCCGCUGGCUCUCCGAGUUCUACACCCCCCCAUCCCCGGUAACCGCCUCCCGCAUAUGUAUCACUGGUGGCGCAAGUCAGAACCUGGCUUGUCUGCUCCAGGUGUUUUCGGACCCUCUGUACACGCGAAAUGUUUGGUUGGUGGUGCCAACGUAUUAUCUGGCGUGUCGGAUUUUUGAUGAUGCGGGAUUUUCGGGCAAGUUGAAGGGGGUGAGCGAGGAUGCGGAGGGGGUGGAUGUGGAGGAGUUGGAAAGGGGGCUGGAGAGCAGUGAGGGGCGGGCUGGGGCGGAGAAGUGCUGGGAGCGAGAGCGGAAUUCUGAAUCGAGAUGGACCCUCAAACCUCCACGCUCAUGGCGGAAGCUAUACAAACACAUAAUCUAUACAACCCCGACCUUCUCUAACCCCUCAUCGAAAGUAAUGAGCCUCCGCCGUCGCGAGGAGCUGGUCCGCCUCGCCCGUAAAUACGACGCCCUAAUCAUAUCCGAUGAUGUAUAUGACCAUCUCCAAUGGCCCGUUUCCGCCUCGCCGUCCCCAUCAAAAAUAUACCCAGACAAAGCACUCGUCCCGCGCAUCGUUGAUGUAGACCGAUAUCUCGACGGCGGACCACAGGACGACUUCGGGAAUGCCGUUAGCAACGGCAGCUUUAGCAAAAUUGUCGGUCCUGGUUGUCGUGUCGGCUGGGCGGAAGGGACGGAUAAAUUUGUCUAUGGCUUGUCACAGACCGGCUCCUCCCGCUCAGGCGGCUGCCCUUCGCAACUUACCUCGACGUUCAUCCGUGAACUUCUCUCGACAAACUCGCUGCAAACGCAUAUUAGGAACGUAUUGCAGCCUGAGUAUUCCAGUCGCUAUUACACACUCACUGCUGCUGUGCGGAAACACCUCGUCCCGCUUGGCGUGUUGUUGACAAAUGCAGAUGGAAAUGCAAAUGCAAGUGCAAGUGCAAAUGCAAAUUCCGGUACCACCGCAGGCGGCUAUUUCCUCUGGCUUCGUCUCCCGCGAGGAUUGAAAGCUAGCGACCUAGCAGGCAAGGCACAGGGGGAGGAGGAUGUAGUUAUUGCCGGAGGGAAUUUGUUCAACGUUGCUCGGGAAGACGGAUAUAGAACUGAUGCCGACAAGGUUGCCUUGGGUGAAGCUGAAGAUUUUGAGAGUUAUGUUAGGUUGUGUUUUGCGUGGGAGGAGGAGGAGAAAUUUGAUGAAGGGGUUGAAAGGCUUGCGAGGUUGAUCAGGAGGGAAUUGGAACGCACGUGA
This is a messenger RNA of Paracoccidioides lutzii Pb01, 1410 nucleotides long. RefSeq names its product aminotransferase. Gene Ontology annotation, molecular function: pyridoxal phosphate binding; L-2-aminoadipate:2-oxoglutarate transaminase activity. The coding region runs from base 1 to 1410 and encodes 469 amino acids. Gene Ontology annotation, biological process: biosynthetic process. The record is from RefSeq and is a predicted model, not a curated record. The transcript is spliced from 3 exons.